Messenger RNA from Fonsecaea erecta, 1713 nucleotides. RefSeq lists its product as hypothetical. The record is from RefSeq and is a predicted model, not a curated record. Gene Ontology annotation, cellular component: transcription export complex 2. Gene Ontology annotation, molecular function: RNA binding; double-stranded DNA binding. The transcript has 2 exons. Lineage: Eukaryota; Fungi; Ascomycota; Eurotiomycetes; Chaetothyriales; Herpotrichiellaceae. The coding region runs from base 1 to 1713 and encodes 570 amino acids. Gene Ontology annotation, biological process: transcription elongation by RNA polymerase II; post-transcriptional tethering of RNA polymerase II gene DNA at nuclear periphery; poly(A)+ mRNA export from nucleus.
AUGGCUGCAUUCGGGGCCCGGGUCUCACUAUUGAACUCAUUCCUGACGGAAAUUGUCGAUAGCAUCAGGAAUAAGAACGGACAGCGCAUCACCGACCUCAUUCAACUCGACUUUGACCGUCUGAGUCCAGAGCGUCAAAAGCCUUAUUCUGACCUCAACCAAGAGCUCAAUCGGGACCAUCCUCCCGAAAGAGACGGGGAGCUCGUGGCCAGGUGUAAGCAGACUGUGUCGCAGGAUGAAUUUGGGUCAUUCAGCACGUCAUUUUCGGAAUGCAUCAUCCAGUAUUUUCGCUAUCUUCGAGACUUCACGUCCGCAGACAAUCAAGCCAAAGCAACCAAGAUCCGGCAAUUGACAAGCCAAUGCGUGACCGCCCUGGGGGACACCAGAUAUGGCAUCAUCAUGAUACCGAUUGUGCUCUCCUUUUCGCGCACCCUCGCAGCUAUUGCCACCAACCUGGAUCGAAAUCCGUCUUUGAUUCGGAAUUCCAGUCUAGCGACCACGCAAGAUGCCGAAGGUGCUCCGGGGAAGGUGGGCUUUGUGGAAGACGCGGCGAACGUGCUACGAGAGGCCUUCAUUAAGUGUCUUGCCGGCAGUCCUGGAGUUCCACGAACUUCUCGUCCUUCUCCAGAGGAUAAACGGGUGGGCAUCUAUUUGACGGCGAACUCGUGCCUGAAAUUGCUAUUACAAUGCCGGCGGUUGCGCAAUGCUCAGCAGAUGCUCUCAAGCAUCGACGUUCAAUCACCACCGCUGUCCUACUACCCGGCAGCCCAGCGGGUCACGUUCCUGUACUACUUGGGUCGAUUCCAUUUCGCUAACAAUCAUUUCCAACGAGCACAGAAGGUGCUCCAGACGGCGUACGAACAGUGCCAUCGCCAGGCGACUAAGCAUCGAAGAUUGAUCUUGAUCUACCUGAUAGCAGCCAACCUUUGCCUUGGCCGAUUCCCCUCUGCAGCACUCCUCUCACGUCCAGAGGGUAGUGACAUUGGACCAAGAUUCACUCCCCUCUGCAAGAUCAUACAAACUGGCGAUCUCGGAUCGUUCCACCAGUACCUGGACCUGGACAGCGAGUCCGGGCAGUGGUUCCUCAAGCGGUCCAUCCUUUUCCAGCUCCGGAACCGGUGUGAGAUCCUGGUGUGGAGGAGUCUGAUUCGCAAGACUUUCCUCCUUGCCGGCUAUAUGGGUGAGGAGAAGAAAAUACCAUUUCUCAGAUUGAGCUAUGUUCAUCACGCAGCAGUGUGGGCGUUAGGCAGGCUGAGGGCGAAAUCGAUGGCCAAGGGCUUCGGCUCACCGGCUCCUUUGGCAGACGAGAAAUAUGUCGACCCUGAAUUUGCAGAUAUGGAUGCAGCAAUCAACGAGACCGGGUUUGAUCCAGAUACAGGACUAUACGUUGACGAAUAUAUCGGCCAGUACGUACCAUACAGCGGUGACGGGGAGGAAUCCCCUGCCAUGAACGAAGUGGAAUCUGCGGUCCUGAGUCUGAUCCAGCAAGGUCUGUUGAGGGGCUUUGCUCUGCAUACCAACCCUCGCUUCGCAAUCCCGGGAAGCCAAAAGGCAGGAGGCCCUAUGAAGGCAGGAUUCCCUCAAGUGUGGAGCGUGACGGCGAGUAAAGACGGGGGAGAGCCAGUGCCUGGCUGGGUCGAAGAAGGAAAUCUGGAUGCUGGGGGAGGAGGGAGGGUAGUGAGGAUAUUCGGAGCUAGACCAGCAGGUUCAUGA